AUGGCGGAUGCUUCAAAGGUUGACGAAGCAUUUAGAAAACAGCCUCGGAUUGCUGACGUCUUGUACUGUGUUGCCGGCGGUAACCAUGCUGAGAACGGGUUUCUCGUUGAUAUUAAUGCACAGGCUCUUGAAAGUUGCAUGCGGAACAACUACUUUACCGCCGUGUACGCAGCCAAGUCUCUGCUCGACAUAUGGACAGAGGAUGAUUUGAAAGGACCCAUUCAUCCCCGCCCUGACCCCAGGAUACGUCAGAUUGUCUUUGUCACAAGCGCCGCCGCGUUUUUGGGUUCUCCGGGCUCCAUUGCUUACACUCGGGACUUUGUAUCCCCUGGAUUUGUCCUCGAACAGAAGACCAAGACGAAUCUCACAAAGCGCAUUCAGGGUCUUGACGGCUACACCAUGUCGGAGCUCGAAGCUCGGUUCCCAUCUUCGGACAAGAUCGCUUCACUCAUCACUUCCGCCGUGGACAGGGGCGAUUUCAUCAUCUGUGACGGCUCGCUGGCUGGCUCAUUACUCUUCACAGGCAUGAUUGGGCCGUCACCAAAGAGGGGAUUGGGCAUUGUUGAUUCUUUGCUUUCCGUAUUUACCGGGUGUCUUCUCUGGCCGUAUCUCAGGUGGAAAUGGGAGUCCAUGACCCGCAAGGACGGCGAAGAGCACAGAAGAGCUAGGUGA
Messenger RNA from Metarhizium brunneum ARSEF 3297, 672 nucleotides. The record is from RefSeq and is a predicted model, not a curated record. Lineage: Eukaryota; Fungi; Ascomycota; Sordariomycetes; Hypocreales; Clavicipitaceae.